This is a messenger RNA of Guyanagaster necrorhizus, 705 nucleotides long. RefSeq lists its product as uncharacterized. Bases 1 to 705 code for a protein of 234 amino acids. The record is from RefSeq and is a predicted model, not a curated record. Lineage: Eukaryota; Fungi; Basidiomycota; Agaricomycetes; Agaricales; Physalacriaceae. The transcript has 7 exons.
AUGGCGGGCAGGAUCAUCAACGAGUCUGCUCUUCUUGAUGCGAUACGUGAGCUUCGCGAAGAACGAGGCAGGGGAGAGGAACUCGUCAUGUUCGAUGAGAAACAAUACGCUUCUGCCUCCGAGUUAUUCACGGACUUCAACGAGAUUAUGGCUAUCAUCGGCCCUCAUGGCGGAGCGAUGCAUCAUCAUCGAAAUGAUGCCGACAACUUUUACGUCAAUGGCAAUAUACGAGGAGGCGUCGGUGCUUUCCCAAACCGCGAUCUGGCAAACCGCUUGGACGCUAUUGGCACUCUCGCGCCACAUCAGGAUUACAAACAUUUCUUUGAUGUGUGUGUCCAGGAGCCCACGAUUGUCAAGCGAUUCCCGAACCGUUUUGUUGGUCAGCCUGAACUCCCUUGGGAUCAUAUGUCUAUUCCUCCGACCAAGGUCCGAUUUUUGUAUCAGACUCUACGAAAUGUUGUCGUUGUUCAAUUCUGCGUGUUCCCCGUUCCCGGUCUAUUCUAUCUAUAUUCAGUACCUUCAUUGCAAUCAGCUGUUGCUGCCUGUCGACGCUACCUAGAUUCGAUGGAUCUCUUCCCUUCGUACACAUUUUCAUCCUCCUCCUUAUCCUCUCCUCCUCAUCUGUCGGUGUUUCUUUCGGUACCAAUACAGACAACGAUCCGAGUCCCACGGAUCCUAUCUGCGAUAACUGAUUUGGGAUUGUGA